Sitophilus oryzae (rice weevil) is the source of this 3177-nucleotide messenger RNA. RefSeq names its product ubiquitin-protein ligase E3A (gene Ube3a). The transcript has 13 exons. The record is from RefSeq and is a predicted model, not a curated record. Bases 489 to 3047 code for a protein of 852 amino acids. Gene Ontology annotation, biological process: protein polyubiquitination. Gene Ontology annotation, molecular function: ubiquitin protein ligase activity. Lineage: Eukaryota; Metazoa; Arthropoda; Insecta; Coleoptera; Curculionidae.
AAGUGAAGUUUUCAUUUCCACCCCCAUUACUAUGCAUAUUUCCGAUUUCAGCAUCAGCAACAGCAACCAACAACGUAGAAAAAUAAAAACAAAAUAAAAAUUUGGAUCUUGCAGUAUCUGAAUUUUAUGAACAUAUUAAGACGGAUAAGGCACUUAUAAUUUUAGUGAUGAACCUUUGUGGUGUUAUUUAAUAUCGGCAAUAUACAUAUGUAGAUAUUAAUGUUAUUUAACUUAUCAUUUUUGUUAUUUCUUUUGUAUUCCUGAUAAUCAGAUUCUAUGAACUCAGAAAAUACAUCAUCAGAUUCGGGCGAAGCUUCGAGGUUAAAUUGGAAAUGAUUGUGAUAUUGAAAUUAUUGUAUAAUAUUCAAAUAUAGCAAGCUUAUGCUCUUUAUCUAUGUUAUGGAAUUAUCCCGUUACCUGUUUUUAGUACUCAAGAGGCCUCGUCUAAUAACAACGACCAUUCUGCUAUUGAUAACAUAGAAGACGAUAUGAAGAGGACAGCUGCAAGAAAAUUGAUAGAACAAUACUUCUAUCAACUAACUGAAGGUUGUGGAAACCAGAACUGCAAAAAUAUUAACUGUGCUUCUAGUGGAGAAUUAAAACCGAUGACGCCCAACGAAGCAGCUGGUCAUGCAUUAAAGUUAUUUUCCCAAGAAGCAAAAUUAUGUGAAAGACAUCCCAGUAAAAUUGCAAGAACAAAUUUACCAAGUAAAAGCAAUACACAAAAUGAAAAUAUAGGUGGAAUUUGUUCAAUACCUUCUAAUGAUACUAUUAUAUCACAAUCCAGUAAAGAUGGAACUAAGAGUAAUAAUAAGUAUAGUAGUGCGUCUGUACCUUCAUUUCUCACGGAAGAAGCCCUUUAUGAUAUAAUUGAUGAGUGUGAAGCAAAUGACUCAUAUUCACCUCUAAUAAGGACAAUAGGUGAAGUAUUUAGUAGUAUAGAAAAUUUAUCAAGGAGUUUUGCACAAGAACCUUUUAGUCCUUCAUCUACACCUAAUGUUGAAAAUCCAGAGCAAGUUUCUGGAUUAAAUAAAGAGGAGCUUCGCCAUUUAGAAGGAGAAAAGGAUAAAGACGAAGAUUCUUGUGCAAACAUUAGUAAAAAUGUAAUCUUGCCACUUGAUAUUGCAUCAUUAAGAAGAGCCUAUAACGCACUCUUUAAACUGAAGACGUCGAUAUUUGAAAACUCUCUUAUCAAUGCGUUAGUGACGUUAGCAGGGAAUUUACAAAUGGAAUUGCCAACGAGAAAAGAUACAGACAACCAUGAUGAUAUUGUAAAUGUGUUAUUAAUUGUUUUUGAAAUACCCUCUUUAGGUUUGGGAGAUUUUAUUGAUACAGCCCUACCAGCUAUUUGUAGAGCUUCACAGUGGUUGCCUGUAGAAGUACAAGCAACUCUAGCUCGCAUGUGGGCAGGGCCUGGUAGGACAAAUAUACGAAAUAUUUUGCAAAAUUUACAACAGUUAAUUACGACACGAACGUACGGAACACCGUUUCAUAGAGACUUUUUUAUACAAGAUGAAAAUGUUAUAACAUCAGCCACAAAACUUGUGAAGAUACUUUAUUAUGGAAAUAUGUUAGCUGGAGUACUGGAAUCUCCUUCUUUAAGGUAUACAGAUGAAAUGAGCGAUUCUAUGGAUGAAUCGUUUUUAGCAGUUAAGCUUAAAAAGAAUAUCACUCCCGAGGACCCGUUAGCUAAAAUCCUCGGUAUUCACGUUUUAGACUGCAGAAAGCCAUACUUGCCGUUUAAUGAGUUUUAUAAUGAGCCACUUAGUGACUUGGUAGAGAUGGACCGGGACUUUGCAAAUUAUAAAAGUGAACUAGGAAUUUUUUCAGGGAAAUUUAGUUUUAUGAAUUACCCGUUUAUUUUAACUCCCGCAACAAAAACAAUGGGCUUAUAUUUCGAUAAUCGAAUUAGGAUGUAUUCUGAACGAAGGAUUAGUCUCUUACAAGCAGUCUCUGGUCACCCUUCUCCAUCCAAUCCGUAUUUGCGAUUAAAAGUUCGGAGGGAUAAUAUUAUAGAUGACGCCUUAGUAGAAUUGGAGAUGAUAUCAAUGGAAAAUCCUAAUGAUUUAAAAAAGCAAUUAGUGGUUGAGUUUGAGGGUGAGCAGGGUAUAGAUGAAGGUGGAGUAUCAAAGGAAUUUUUCCAACUAGUCAUAGAAGAGAUAUUUAAUCCUGAUUACGCAAUGUUUACAAUGCAGAAUGAAACACAAACUGUUUGGUUUAAUCCAACUAGUUUUGAAAGUUCAGCUCAAUUUACGUUAAUAGGAAUUGUCUUGGGUUUGGCCAUAUAUAAUAAUGUGAUAUUGGCUGUUAAUUUUCCUAUGGUUUUAUAUAGAAAGUUAAUGGGUAGGAAAGGGUCUUUUGAAGAUUUAUUAGACUGGAAUCCUGUAUUAUAUAGUAGUUUAAAACAAAUGUUAGAGUACCCCGAUCCAAAUUUAGAGGAUGUGUUCAUGCAAACAUUUAGAAUAAGCUACCAAGAUGUGUUCGGGACCAUUAUAAAUUAUGAUUUAGUAGACAAAGGACAUAAAAUACCUGUAACCCAGGAAAAUAAAUACGAAUUCGUUGACUUAUAUGCGGAUUUCUUAUUAAACAAGUCGGUAGAGAAACAAUUUAGAGCUUUUUAUAAAGGUUUCCAAAUGGUUGUAGAUGAAUCGCCUUUAGAACAGCUAUUCCGUCCUGAAGAAAUUGAAUUACUUAUUUGUGGUAGUAAAAACUUUGAUUUUGAUGAACUGGAAAAGUCAACUGAAUACGACGGGGGUUACUCAAAUGAAUCGCAAAUAAUCAAAGACUUUUGGUCACUUGUCCAUGCAUUUUCUUUAGAAGACAAAAGAAAACUUUUACAAUUCACCACCGGUUCAGACAGAGUGCCAAUAGGAGGUCUAAGUAGGUUAAAAUUAGUGAUAGCCAAGAACGGACCAGAUUCGGACAGAUUACCUACCGCUCAUACUUGCUUUAACGUCUUAUUAUUACCCGAAUACAGUUCAAAAGAUAAAUUAAAAGAUAGACUAGUAAAAGCUAUAAACUAUUCAAAGGGUUUUGGCAUGUUAUAAAAUAUAUUGCUUGUGAUUUAUUUACUUUAGUUAUGGCAGUUGUGAGAAUUACUAACUGUAAUUAUUGUUUGUGUAAGGUAAUUUAAAUUGUAUUCGUUUUAUCUAAUAAAAAAUCUUUUUAUUACAAACA